UUGUUGCUGUUUCCCUAGUUUCUGUUGUAAAAAUUUAUUUCAAUUAGUUUCCUUUUCAGACGUUUGGUCGUAAACAAGAUGAUUUGUCAAAAAUCCUUGCUUUUCACUGCUCACCUUAUCUUCAUAUUUCUGUUAGUUAAUGUUUUAACGAAAGUCUUCCCUUUUUUCUCAUUAUGUUAUUAUUCACGAUUCGUGAAUUGGAUUGUCAGUUUAUUCAUUGCAAGACACACAUUUCGCUAUACGAAAAAAAGAUAUCUGAACGAUACAGUGUCAUCUCAAGGGAAAACCGUUCUCAUCACCGGUUGUGAUACUGGAUUUGGGCACAUGCUUGCAAAACACCUGGAUUCAAAAGGAUUCAAAGUAAUCGCUUGCUGUCUUUUUCCAAACAAUAAUGGAGCCAAAGAGCUCGAGAAAUCUUGUUCAGAGCGUCUGAAAGUCGUUGGAUUAGAUGUAACGAAAGAUGAAAGCGUGGCUCAGGUGAAGGAAUUUGUUUUGAAGAAUUUAGGCGAUUCUGAGUUGUGGGCGAUCGUCAACAAUGCUGGCAUUCUGAAGGGAGUCACCAUAGAACUGACGAGUCUUCGUGAUUUCAAGGAUUCACUCGAAGUCAAUGCUUUGGGUUUGGUGAGAGUCACUCAAGCUUUCUUACCUUUACUGAGAAGAUCCAAAGGCAGAGUUGUAAACAUUACAAGUGCAGCUGGAAGGAAUUUAAUAAUAUUUAUGGGGUCUUAUUACAUGAGCAAGCAUGCUGCUGUUGCGUUCAAUGACUGCCUUCGAAGGGAAAUGGAAGUGUGGGGUAUUCGAGUCAUCUCGAUUGAGCCAGAUUUCUUCGGGACCCCUCUGAUUGAUGAAGAUGCUGUCAAUAAGGGAGUUGACGAAACAUUUUCGACGCUUUCUGAUGACGUCAUAUCCGAUUACGGAGAACGCUAUCUACAAGGAUUCAAGGAGACGAAUAAAUAUUUCUUCAUGUUUGCUAACUCGAUACCGAAGGAAGUAAUUGACGCUUUGGACAGUGCAAUCACUCUAAAGUAUCCAGACAAUGUCUACGAACCACGAGCUAGUCUUUUAACUACUAUCAUUGGAUUUAUUUACUGUAGGAUUUCUCUCGAAAUGCAAGAUUUUGUUGUGAGAUUUUUUCGCAUCAUUUUGCGUUUUCCAAAACCUAAAACUUCUUAGAUAUUGCAAUUGUAUUUUAGAACAAAAUGCUGUUUUAUUGAAGCAUAUACCAACUAACCAUCUACCUGUCUUCAUAUAUCAACCAAUUACUGACCUUUCUUCAUUCUGCAGGAUGUACUACAUUUUUUUAAAUUAAAUUUUCUUUAUACAAAGCAUUCAAUUUCAGUUGAAAACAUGACUUCCAGAUGAACUACCCGAAAUAGAGUGUUUACUCUUCUUGUGUACAGCCGACCACCCCGCCACCACUGAACGAGGCAGUAUUGACAGAAUUUGUUGUGGCCGACAUGAUGUCCUUAAUAUAAUCCAUCCAUAUUACCGACAAAUUCUUCGAACUGGCAUCCUCUUCGAGGAGGUUAGCCCUGUGCCACAAGUGGUCAACCUGUUUUACGAGGAGCAGAUCAACACUUUGAGAAAAUCUUCUCCAAAUUCUCCGUAUUCCUUCAAAUGUGCGUCCCACAAUAGAAGAAAGGCAAACACUUUUAAACUUUGAAUUUUUAUCAUUUUUCAACAUCAUAUCUAGAGUGUUUACACUGACAGCCAAAUGACCAAUCUAAAAUAUUUUCUAAACUAAAAUCCAAAAUUUCUGAGGUAAGCAUCAUAUUUGAUACAUACUGAAAAUGAAUCAUCUGGAAAGUGCUGCCAUCCAGAAUAGGGAGACUAAAUCACCUUUAAACUAUUUCUUAAAAAGGAAAAUUAUUUAUCAUUUAUUUUUAACUUUAAAUCUAUUUUCAAGUUGAAUGCAUUAGUUUGUAGAUCCACUUUUUGAAGGUGGCUCUGUGAACCGAAGAACCAAUUUACGAUUUUCUUUUAAUUGAUCUAGGCAUCAUAUUUAAUGCAAUUGGAAAAUGAAUGACCAGUCAAAUGCUUUCAUCUAAUUUAAUGCAUUUGAAUCAUUCUUGAAUCUUUUGAAUGAAAGAAAACUUGUGUCUCAAUUUAAAAGGAUGUCUAAUUUAAUGUAUCAAAAACCAAUCUUUCGUUCAGUCUCUUUUUUAGUCAGUCAAAUCGAUCGAAUCAAAGGAAUGCUUGCGCACUUACCAUGCUUGAGUGAGCAAGCAUGGUAAUAAUUUUACUAAAAGGAACCAACUAACAAGGACAUUCUUGAACUAUUUACAGGAUUUAAUGAAAAUGGAACUGUUUUUGUUAAUGGCUAUGAUGAAGAGAUCAACAGCUAAAAAAAAAGUUUUUUUUUCCCACCACAUUCAACGUCGAUUAAUUUAUUUUGCUUUGAUUUGUAAAUCACAUGGAUGCGGAUAUUUAAAAUUUAAGACAUGGAAGAGUUCAACAGAACUUGGAACUGGAACAUGUAUUCAAUGAGAAAUAAUAACAUUUGCAAAUGUUCAAAUAUGUUCAAUGUAUGAUCUCUGAUGAGAUUUAAAAAUUUUUAAAAGUUCAUGAUGUAGAUAUCUUAUUUA
This is a messenger RNA of Argiope bruennichi, 2585 nucleotides long. Its product is annotated as retinol dehydrogenase 16-like. The coding region runs from base 79 to 1173 and encodes 364 amino acids. The transcript has 5 exons. Lineage: Eukaryota; Metazoa; Arthropoda; Arachnida; Araneae; Araneidae. The record is from RefSeq and is a predicted model, not a curated record.